Messenger RNA from Paramecium primaurelia, 370 nucleotides. NCBI's taxonomy places the organism in Eukaryota, Ciliophora, Oligohymenophorea, Peniculida, Parameciidae. The record is from the annotation of a GenBank genome assembly.
AUGAAUAAGGACAUUGAAGAAAAAAUAAGGGAGAGAAUCAAAUUAUAAUAUCCAUUUCCUCCAUAUGAAUCCUAACUUGAUUUAUCUAAAGAUAUCUAUAUGAGUUUAGCAUAAGGAAUAAAAGUAUAAAUUAAUAUGUAUAUAAAAAAAGGUUUCCAUUUUUGAAUCUCCAACAGGAACAGGAAAAAGUUAUGCUUUAAUUGAAGGAGCUUUGAAUUAUUUAGAUGAUAUAAAGUCAAACACAUUAAUUAAAGUAAAAUAGAAAUGCUAAAUUGAUAAUGAUAUGCCAGAUUGGUUUAAUGAACCAGAUGUUGAUUUAAAACUAAAUCCUUUAAAAAAACCUAAUAUUAAUGGUAUAUUAGAUUUUUGA